AUGGGCGGCGAGCUCGACAUCAAGGACCUCGAGGUCAUCUGGAGCGAGCUCAACAAGGAGGAGGGCGUGCAGUGGGGCGUGGAGGACACGGUCGUCCUCACCGACUUCCCGGGUCACAUGAAGCUCCAGCCCAAGAACUACAUCCUCGUGCCGCAGAUGUCGUACAAGUCCAACAUACGGCCCCGCGACGACCAGUUCCUCCUCCUCAUGAUUGCCGUCCUCAAGGACCUCGAGACCGAGACCAACUUUGCCAACCACAUCGCCAGCCUCGACUGGGACAAGCUCCAGAUCUGGACCUCGCUCGACGAGCACUCGACCAACGAGCGCAACUCGUACCUGUGCAACGCCGUCAAGAUCUGCGCCGAGUACCGCAUCGACAUCAAAGCGUUCACGGGCAACAAGCACGCCUAGCAGUCGUCGUUCGACCGCUGCAGCGAGUACGACGUGUUAAGCGAGAUGAGGCACACGAGGAGCGUAGAGAGCGAGGUGCGGGCGAGGCGGACGAGCCUCGACUUGCAGGGUCGAGCGGCGGGCAUGUGCAACUAUUCCUUCGGUUCUCU
This is a messenger RNA of Rhodotorula graminis WP1, 560 nucleotides long. RefSeq lists its product as uncharacterized. The record is from RefSeq and is a predicted model, not a curated record. The coding region runs from base 1 to 411 and encodes 136 amino acids. The transcript has 5 exons. Lineage: Eukaryota; Fungi; Basidiomycota; Microbotryomycetes; Sporidiobolales; Sporidiobolaceae.